Molecule: messenger RNA, 1252 nt
Organism: Thlaspi arvense
Lineage: Eukaryota; Viridiplantae; Streptophyta; Magnoliopsida; Brassicales; Brassicaceae
Source: the annotation of a GenBank genome assembly
AUGAACGAAGGUUGUUCUGGCUCCAUCGGAGUUUCAGAUACAGCACAAGGCUUUGAACAUACUCCUGGGAUAUGGACUAAAGAGCAAGUGCCAAGUGGAGGCUUGGAAGCCAAUCGUGGACGCUGUUCAUGCGAAAGGCGGGUUUCAGCCAAAUGGGGAAGCUCCUAUUUCUUGUACGGACAAGCCAUUGACACCAACCAAAGCUCUGUUCUCGCCUCCAAGUUAAGCACCGAAGAAAUCCCCAGCGCUAUUAGGUUCUUUGUUGUUUGCUGCUUUGGCAAAAACAGAGCAUCUUUGAAAUUAGCAAAGGAAAACAGAGCAUCUUCAAAGACACGCGCGUUCAACAAAAUCAAAACAUCCACGGUGGGGAGACACGAAGGCAAAAGAUUCGACUAUCUCGUUGAUGGGUUACAGUUAAGCCACGAAGCCGUCGCGAUUACAAAGCGACUCACAACACACGUCACCUGUCUCAACGACAAGAAGCUUCACCUCGUACUUGACUUGGACCACACGCUUCUCCACACCGUCAUGGUUUCGAAGCUUUCCGAAGAAGAAAAAUACCUAAUCGGAGAAGUUGACUCAAGAGAAGAUCUAUGGAGGUUUAACAGCGGCCACUCAAGCGAGUUCUUAAUAAAGCUAAGACCUUUUCUUCGCGAGUUUCUCGAAGAAGCCAACAAGAUGUUCGGCAUGUAUGUUUACACGAUGGGAGAUCGCGAUUACGCCGAGACCGUUCUGAAGCUGAUUGAUCCAGAGAAAGUAUAUUUUGGAGAACGAGUUAUAACCAGAGAAGAUAGUCCUUACAUGAAGACGCUUGAUCUUGUGUUGGUUGAUGAGUGUGGGGUUGUGAUUGUGGAUGAUACUCCACAGGUAUGGCCUGAUCAUAAGAACAACUUGCUACAGAUCACCAAGUACAACUAUUUCAGAGACAGGACAAGCGGUGACUUGAAGUACGCAGAGGAGAAGAGAGACGAGAGUCACAAGGAAGGGUCGUUGGCGAGUGUUUUGAAAGUUCUCAGGGAAGUUCAUCAAGGAUUCUUUAGAGAUGGAGUUGAGAGAGAUUUAAUCAGUGUUUCAAAGGAUGUGAGGCUGUUGCUGCAGGAUCUCUGCUCACCACAGUGUUUCUAAUUCAAAGGAUUGUGUAAAUCCGGUUUAACUUUGGUAGAUUCUGGUUUUAAUUUUGUAGUUUCUAUAAGAAAUUUAGCAUUCUGUAAAAACAUAAAUGUAUCCUUGUUUCUAUUUUCUUAUCCGUAUA